AUGGACAGUGAAAAAUAUGCAGUCAUCGAAACUCUUGAAGUUGAGGACGAGGAUCAACGGCGCACGCGAAUGGGCUCUUUACUCAGACGACUGGAUGCCUCGUCUUCUGCUGCUGGGGAGGCUGUGAAUGAUACCCCAAGAAUGGACGAUAGAACAGCGGCGACAGUUCCACCUUUAGAAUUACUAUCUCGUGUGCAAGCUUUUCUCCCUCAGCUUGCUGCAUCAAACGCCGAACUCUCUCGUCGCAUUCGAGACGAUCCGCGGAGUGUCGAUAUCGAGAACACCGCUGAAGCUGAGCAGUAUAUUGAGAUGGCAAGCAUAUUUUCACAGUUGGCGCAUCACGGACCUGCUCCUCCCGACACCCCAUAUGACGCAGAUUUACGAGAAGAGGACACAUUCUCCGAGUCGGCCUCCUCGGAUUCCUCAGGAAUAGACUCAGGUUCAGAGUCAGAUUCUGAUGUAUCCGAGUCAGAUGUAUCCGAUGAAGGCGAUACGUCUUCAGAAGAGUCUGAAAAGAUCCUAAGACCCAUAAAACCCCUCCCGAAACGCGCCCUUCGAAAACCAAAUAUCGUCGUAGUCGGUGAAGAACCUUUAGCUCGUGGCGAACCAUGA
This is a messenger RNA of Fibroporia radiculosa, 612 nucleotides long. RefSeq lists its product as uncharacterized. Gene Ontology annotation, biological process: box C/D snoRNP assembly. Bases 1 to 612 code for a protein of 203 amino acids. Lineage: Eukaryota; Fungi; Basidiomycota; Agaricomycetes; Polyporales; Fibroporiaceae. The transcript is spliced from 4 exons. Gene Ontology annotation, molecular function: box C/D methylation guide snoRNP complex binding. The record is from RefSeq and is a predicted model, not a curated record.